This is a messenger RNA of Aphanomyces astaci, 732 nucleotides long. RefSeq lists its product as hypothetical. The transcript has a single exon. The record is from RefSeq and is a predicted model, not a curated record. Lineage: Eukaryota; Oomycota; Saprolegniomycetes; Saprolegniales; Verrucalvaceae. The coding region runs from base 1 to 732 and encodes 243 amino acids.
AUGCCCGGGGUUUGCGCGCUCCGCCGCAACCAGUACUACCCCGAGAACCCCCACGAACUGCAACGCAUGCACCAAAACCAACAGAAAGCACUCAACACGUCCAACGACCCCACCCGCGAAGCAAACCCCAAACACGCAACGCACCACCCCAAACCCACGCCGACGGGAGACAGCGGCGCCCACACGACCAAGACGCCGCAACAAAACCACCAACCCAUCCCCCACCUGUCCAACCAGCACAACAACGACAAGGCAGCGCACAGGCACAAGACGCACGAGCAACUGCACCACUCCACGCAAAUCAAAAACAACAACCCGCCCGAACCCAGCGCACACCACAGGCAACAAACGACCAACCCCGAAGACCGACACCCCGACCCCAAGCCCAUACACGACACGGAAAAACACAAAGCCGCACGAGAAACGCUCACCAACAUCAACGUCGAACGCAACGAAGGGACCCACCAAGACGAGCACCGCGACAACAACCAGCCGCUGCCCGCCAACAUCCUCAACGACAAGAUGACCACCCACAACGACAACCCCAGCGCCAACCACAACCAACAGCACCGACGCAACACGAACCAGGACAUCAACGGAGAGCCAGAUCAAGAAAAAAUAGUAGACGCUCGAGACCAGAUCUCCCCGCAAGUCCACCUCCAAGCCACCGCCGGCACGCAAGAACAGAAAACCCAGACCCCACACGCCCAAGCAGCGAGCCCAAAACAAUAG